GUCAAGCAAACACUGCCUUUCCCAGCUCAGCAGCGCAAUCGGUGCCCCAGAGAGGCUCCAAAGAGAGUGAACAUGGAGCUCUGGGAGAGAAAGUUCACUUUAAAGAUGGCCCUCCAGGUACCAGGGCACAGCUGGUCCCUGACCCAGGAGGACAACCUCAAUCCCCGGAGCUUGCCCUAUGGAUGGUACCAAUUUCAGCAAAAAAAGUGCUUCGCCAGGUUCCAGUGCUCGAGCUGUCCCAACCGCUGGCCCUCCGCUCAAGUGCUCGUUACCUUCCACAUGCACCUGGACGCGAGGGAGAGACGGGGCCAGGUGAAGAUGCGGCCCUUUGGGCAGAAGUGUAAGCGGUGCGGGGGCGGGAAGUUUGAGAAGCCGAAGUUCAGCGAGAAGAACGUCGAGAGGAUCCUGGACAACGUGGUGCUGACGAUCCAGGAGAAACUGUACUGGCAGCCCGUUGCCAACAGGCAUCUCUUGGAGCCGCUGGUGGAAGAUUAUGUGGAAGGGCCUCACGACACCGCUCGCUGCGAGGCGUGCGCGCUGGGGAUCUGUUACCUGAGGGAUCCGGCCCCCAAGAGCCAGCCCUCUGCACCCCCCUACCGCUUUGCUGCCACCGCUUCCCGGGCCGUCGCCUCUCCGUCUGGCCCACAGGCGCAGCGGGUAGUGGACACGAGAGAUGGCAUGGAGGUCGUGAAUUGUGUGGUGGUCAUUGUGAUUGUCUUGCUCAUGCUGGCGGCGCUGUAUUUUAGGAAGUAGGACAGUCCUUCUUCAAAGUGGGUCCUAUGCAGAUGAGUCUCUAAGGUGUUGCUGUCUUGCUUCAAGCAAAGCAGCAGAGGUUGGAUGGCACAAAAAGUGGCAGAAAUGCAGACACAUGCCCAUUCACCCUGUGCCAGGCUUCCUUCUAGCCCAAGCAGCCUCACCUUUUCCCUCUCCUUCUGCGUGUGUCCGAGCCCUGGGCCACUGCCUAGGUCUCCUGGUCCAUCUUCUUGCCCUUCAGCCCUGGGAGGGGAGGGAGACACCCGCUGUGAGCUGUCAAGGGAGGGGGCACAGCCGCUGAGAGAUACAGCCGCACAUCGCUCCGGGGUCUGCACCACCGCCCCUCUUGACCCUCGGGACCUCCGUGGGGUCUUGACCAGUCCUUUGCUGGUGAUGGAGCUGCUCCUGCUCUCAGCAGCUGAGGUCUUGGCUUGUCCCCUGCUGCAGCUGUGAUGGACAUUGCUGAGGACAGUGCGGUACAGUUCAUUCGUUGCACCCCCACCUGGUGCCCUAGACACAUGUCUUUGCAGGUUAGAAAACAAGGGUUUGGCCAUCAGUCGCACCGUCUUGAGUAAUGCUUUUCUCUCCAGCUGAAGGAGCUCUGGGCAGAGCAGCGUGUGGAUGAGAGCCAUUUCCUUCCUUUGUACUUUCCAAGGGAAACUCUGACUAUAUCCCUGCAAAAAAUCUGCCCCUCUUCCACGUGCUGCAGCUCUCAGCAGAAGCCUCUGUGUUAAAUGGCCUCACUCUUUUCCCUCUGUCCUGGAUUUUGCAUGUUAACGGAGUGAUAUUUUGCUCCUGUUUUUUUUCUAUCCCUUCAAUAAAGCA
Alligator sinensis (Chinese alligator) is the source of this 1578-nucleotide messenger RNA. RefSeq names its product receptor-transporting protein 3-like. Lineage: Eukaryota; Metazoa; Chordata; Crocodylia; Alligatoridae. The record is from RefSeq and is a predicted model, not a curated record. The transcript is spliced from 2 exons. Gene Ontology annotation, molecular function: olfactory receptor binding. Bases 73 to 753 code for a protein of 226 amino acids. Gene Ontology annotation, biological process: protein insertion into membrane; detection of chemical stimulus involved in sensory perception of bitter taste; protein targeting to membrane.